ACCGGAAUGGCCCGAGGAAAGGCCGUGAAGGGCAGGGCCCCAGAUGGUUCCUGUCGGGGAAGUGGGGGGCACAGCUGCAGGCCUCCGGCCCAUUAUCACAGGGACACAGCUGGCUGCCUCACCCGCAGGCUGCAGGGAGACCUUCCCCAGCCUGCAGCCCCAGGCCCGCCCCGCAUCACAUGAGCCUCACGGCUCCCACCCCCUCCCCAGGGCUGAGGACACCCGGUUGGCAGCCAGGAGGGCCUGGGCUUUCCAGCGGCAGAGGCCCAACUCCAGGACGCCCCAGCUGGCCCAGCCCCUCCUGUUUCCCUCAAGGCUGCAGGAGGUCGGGAAAGGCAUUCCCGGAAGAGGCCUGUCCUGGGCCCCAGGUUGGCCCCUGACGGUGGCCCUCCUCAUGCCGGCUUCGAGACUGAGGGACAGGGCAGCCGGUUCAGCCUCGGGAUCCACCCGUGGCUCCAUGUCCCAGCCGCACCCUGUGCUGGAGAGCGGCUUCCCAGCAUCUGCUGCCUGCUCAGCACCCCGGGGUCCCAGGAAGGGCGGCCCAGCCCCUGGGGACAGGAAGGCUAAGGCCUCAGCAAUGCCGGACUCCCCAGCGGAGGUGAAGACGCAGCCCCGGUCCACACCCCCCAGCAUGCCGCCCCCACCACCUGCCACGUCCCAGGGGGCCACACGCACCCCCUCCUUCACGCCACACACACAUGGAGAGGACGGGCCUGCGACGCUGCCCCACGGCCGUUUUCAUGGCUGCUUAAAAUGGUCUAUGGUCUGUCUCUUGAUGAACGGCAGCAGCCACUCGCCGACAGCCAUCAGCGGCGCACCGUCCACACCCAACGGCUUCAGCAAUGGCCCGGCCACCUCGUCCACGGCCUCCCUGUCCACACAGCACCUGCCCCCGGCCUGCGGGGCCCGGCAGCUCAGCAAACUCAAGCGCUUCCUCACCGCCCUGCAGCAGUUUGGCAGCGACAUCUCCCCAGAGAUCGGGGAGCGCGUGCGCACGCUGGUGCUGGGCCUGGUGAACUCGACGCUGACGAUCGAGGAGUUUCAUUCCAAGCUUCAGGAGGCCACCAACUUCCCUCUGCGGCCGUUUGUCAUUCCCUUCCUGAAGGCAAACCUGCCCUUGCUGCAGCGGGAGCUCCUGCACUGUGCACGCCUGGCCAAGCAGACGCCCGCCCAGUACCUGGCCCAGCAUGAGCAGCUCCUGCUGGACGCCAGCGCCUCCUCCCCCAUCGACUCCUCAGAGCUGCUGCUGGAAGUCAAUGAGAACGGCAAGAGGAGGACGCCCGACAGGACCAAAGAGAACGGGUUGGACCGUGACCCGCUGCACCCCGAGCACCUCAGCAAACGGCCAUGCACCCUGAACCCUGCCCAGCGCUAUAGCCCCAGCAACGGGCCCCCACAGCCCACACCACCACACUACCGCCUGGAGGACAUCGCCAUGGCCCACCACUUCCGAGACGCCUACCGCCAUGCGGACCCCCGGGAGCUGCGAGAGCGCCAUCGGCCACUUGUGGUGCCUGGGUCCCGGCAGGAAGAAGUGAUCGACCACAAGCUCACAGAGCGUGAGUGGGCAGAAGAGUGGAAGCACCUCAACAACCUCCUGAACUGCAUCAUGGACAUGGUGGAGAAGACACGGCGCUCGCUCACGGUGCUGCGCAGGUGCCAGGAGGCCGACCGCGAGGAGCUCAACCACUGGGCACGGCGCUGCAGCGACACGGAGGACACAAAGAAGGGCCCCAGUCCCGCCACGGCCCGGCCCCGCAGCAGCUCCGCCGGCCCUGAAGGGUCUCAGCCAGACGUGCCCCGGGAGUUCCUGCCAAGGACCCUCACCGGCUACAUGCCCGAGGACAUCUGGAGGAAGGCUGAAGAGGCCGUGAACGAGGUGAAGCGGCAGGCCAUGUCGGAGCUACAGAAAGCCGUGUCGGACGCGGAGCGCAAAGCGCACGAGCUCAUCUCCACGGAGCGUGCCAAGAUGGAGCGGGCCCUGGCCGAGGCGAAGCGGCAGGCCUCCGAGGACGCCCUGACGGUCGUCAACCAGCAGGAGGACUCCAGCGAGAGCUGCUGGAACUGUGGACGGAAAGCCAGUGAAACGUGCAGCGGCUGCAACGCGGCACGCUACUGCGGGUCCUUCUGCCAGCAUCGGGACUGGGAGAAGCACCACCACGUGUGUGGCCAGAGCCUGCAGGGCCCUGUGGCCGUGGUGGCUGACCCGGUGCCUGGACCGCCCGAAGCCGCCCACGGCCUGGGCCCCUCCCUGCCUGUGGGUGCUGCCAGCCCCAGCGAAGCCGGCUCUGCGGGGCCUUCUCGCCCCGGCUCCCCCAGCCCGCCUGGCCCGCUGGACGCCGUGCCCCGCUGACCCCACCAGCCCCCGGCCUGCUGGAUACAGCACCGUGCCAACCCCACCCAGCUCCAGGCCUGCCGGAUGCUGUGGCCUCUGACGCCCGGCCGGCCAGACGCUGUGCCCCGCCUGGCCUGGGGAAGCCGACCAAUUAGAGUCACUGCUGCUACUGCCCCUCUCCAAAAGAAGACACAGAACCAACAAAACCGCAUUCAAUGCACCUGCCUCAGCUACCUAAUGAUUCUGCGCGGAGACCUCUUGACAACCUCUCUUCAAGCAUCCUCAGAAGCCUCAAUGAGCUUUAGACAGCAGAGCGGAUGCCGCGGGCGCGGCACCUCUGCCCACCUCUCUCUCUUUUCCUCCCUCUCUGUCUCCCCCUCUCUGUCUUCUCUAUCCUCUCUCUCUCUCUCUAUGACUAUCACACACUUUCUCUUCAAUGAAAAAAUCUAAUUGGUGGCUUAUAUUUUCAGCAAAGAAUUUUGGGGGGUUUUGUUUGUUGGCAAAAGAGCUACUCAGAAAUGGACAAAGAAAACUCUGGGGGUUCUCCCCCUCCUGAUUAAAAAGGGAGAAAGAAAACUGUGAUUUUAUAGCCGGAGAUCUGAACCCAGCUGUGCCCCUCCCCCAGGGGCGUGAGGCUGAUUGGUGAAGACGGGAGGAAGGAUUUCAAUUUCUGACUCAAGAAGCAUUUUUGGUUUCAGAUUUUUUUUUUCCUGUAAUGUUAAACUCUUUGGCUUUAAGUAAAAAUCCAAAAAGUUUUUUUAAAAAAGCAAAGGAAGCAUACUUGUGAACUACCUUGCUAGCUAGCCAGCCAAGGAUACCGGACACACCUCUGCUCCAAAGGAAAUCCAAAAAAGCAAACACAAGAAAUCAAAAUCCAAAAUUUGUCACUGCCAAAGUAUGUUUUUCACUGUUUUACUUGCCCUUGGGUUUGUUUGGAUGUGGGUCUUUUUCUCUUCUGUCCUGGUUUUGUUUGUGGGUGUUGGGAUAUUGGGGUGCAGAGGGUUGGUGCCCAGUGGGUCUUUUUCUCUUCUGUCCUGGUUUUGUUUGUGGGUGUCGGGAUAUUAGGGUGCAGAGGGUUGGUGCCCGGUGGGUCUUUUUCUCUUCUGUCCUGGUUUUGUUUGUGGGUGUCGGGAUAUUGGGGUGCAGAGGGUUGGUGCCCAGUGAGAAACGAGUUUUGUUCCCUUCCGCGUAGGCGUUGGUGCGUCCGCCGCGUGUGCGCGGUCUGUGUGCCGUCGCCGCGGCCUGCGUCUCCAUGUGUGUAGGGAAGGACACGCCGUCUGUCCUCACGCCCCCUGUGACUUUUCAUACUUUGUUUUUCCACUUGUGGAAAAAAGUGCUAAAGUUUUCUUCCCAGCGAGAGCAUAAUUCCGAAACAAAACUGUGACAAUCUUUUGGGUUGAUUCUCGACUGCUUUUCAAGCACGCGGAGCCAGCAGGGCUCCCUGAAACACGGCUUCUCAGCCAGCCCGUCCUCCUCUACCUCUCUCCUCUCCACGCCCUCCAACCUCUCUCGGCCCCAUCGCCCCAACCCCAGCGUCUCACUGCAGCUACUCCCCUUUCUUCCAAACUUUUGCAGAAAAACAAAGCAAAAAAACUACAAACAAAAGCAGCCCUUUGCGUCCUCCCCAGGAAAGACCCUGACCAUGUACAUAACCCUGGUGCUCCUGCCCUGCCACCCCUCAGAUGCGUUUGCCUCUGGCCCUGGGGUGUGUCUCGGUGACAUUUUCUAUCAGAUAUGCUCCCUCCCACCUUCCAGCCCUGCCCAUCCUCCCUCCAUUCCUCUCAGCCCCCUCCGCGAUUUCAAGAAGGAAAUAAAGGGAUAAAGAAAUUCAUGCUUGCACUGAGUGCAAGGACAGACAACAGCAGGCGCGGCCCACGGCCUGGCAUCUGUGUGCGUGGCUAUCAGGAGUUCCAGGAACUCAGUGCAAUACCGGAGUGACCCAGCUACUGAAGCGGCCGUGAACGGCCCACGAGAGGCCCGAAGCCGAGAGUGUACGUUAAUGUGAAUGUAUAUAGUCUUUGCAGAGGUCCAAAUAAUAUUCAUGAUGGUAAUAAAGAAGAGAUGUUUGCCAAAUAAAAAAGAAAAAGUUAAGAGAAA
Macaca mulatta (Rhesus monkey) is the source of this 4432-nucleotide messenger RNA. It is a transcript of the gene CBFA2T3, whose product is annotated as CBFA2/RUNX1 partner transcriptional co-repressor 3. Gene Ontology annotation, molecular function: transcription corepressor activity. The record is from RefSeq and is a predicted model, not a curated record. Gene Ontology annotation, cellular component: nucleus. NCBI's taxonomy places the organism in Eukaryota, Metazoa, Chordata, Mammalia, Primates, Cercopithecidae. Gene Ontology annotation, biological process: DNA-templated transcription; negative regulation of DNA-templated transcription.